This is a messenger RNA of Chaetomium globosum CBS 148.51, 1935 nucleotides long. RefSeq lists its product as uncharacterized. Lineage: Eukaryota; Fungi; Ascomycota; Sordariomycetes; Sordariales; Chaetomiaceae. Bases 1 to 1935 code for a protein of 644 amino acids. Gene Ontology annotation, molecular function: oxidoreductase activity. The record is from RefSeq and is a predicted model, not a curated record. The transcript is spliced from 4 exons.
AUGGCACAUCUCCGACUGCCACUCCUCCUCGCAUUUAUCUGCCUCGCGAAUACCCUUGUCGUCGCCCAGUAUUCGGCCUACAACUAUGGCUUCGACGUUAAGAAGCGAGUCAAGCGCCAGCUCGGUCGCCGUUCAACCAUGGUCGUGCAAGAAAAGAUUGGGGGCGACAUACAAGUGCGCCAGGAGGUCCGGCAGGUCGAGAAGGAUCAGGAGCUGUGGACGCUGUAUAUUUUGGGUUCGAGCAUGUUGCAGUACACGGAUCAGGCGUCGCCGAUGUCGUACUAUGGGCUUGCGGGGAUACAUGGAAUGCCUCACCAGAGCUGGGGCGGCGUGGAACCGGUCACGGGGAACGAGAAUACCGGGUAUUGCACCCAUUCGUCAGUUCUGUUCCCGACAUGGCACCGGCCAUACAUGGCGCUGUACGAGAUGAUUGCUACAUUUUGGCCCGAGGACGAGAGACAGCGCUAUGAAAGCGCAGCCCGCAGAUUUCGGCUUCCCUACUGGGACUGGGCGGCCACCCCCCCUUCUGGGGAGAGCGUUCUCCCCAAGAGCAUUGGAGGGAGCCCAUUCAUCGAGGUCAACGGCCCCAACGGCGUCCAGCGGAUUGCGAAUCCCUUAUUCAGUUACAAUUUUAAGCCUCUCGACAGGACAGCGUUCAGCUCGGGCCCUUGGAAUGUCUGGACCCGGACACUCAGGAGCCCGUCGAGUAGCGGCGCAGACGCCCAGUCAAACAAUUCGCUGGUUGCCAUGAACUUGGAUCAGAACCGUCCUUCCAUCGCUCAGCGCCUCUAUGCUUUGUUCUCGAGCAAUGAUAACUACACCACGUUCAGCAAUAAUGCAGCGGGAGGAUCGGCUGAGUCGGUCGAAUCUUUACACGACACCAUCCAUAGUCUGGUCGGCGGUUUCGGGACCAGUCAGUCGACGACUCAACCUGGGCACAUGGCCUACAUUCAGUGGUCCGCCUUUGACCCUGUCUUCUUUUUGCACCACUGCAUGGUUGAUCGUAUCCUGGCUCUCUGGCAGACAAUCCACCCUGAUACCUGGGUUCCAACGUCGCAAGCGCUUUUGAACUCGUACACCACACGGAGAGGCCAGUAUAUAGACGCCAACACAGCCCUCACCCCCUUUUUCUCCAACAGCAACGGCACCUUCUGGACCUCGGACGGAGUCCGCGACCACACAAAGUUCGGAUAUACUUACGCCGAGCUGCUCCGCGGCCCCUCCGGCACCGCUCCCAGCGACAAGGUAACCCGGGUCAACACUGCCAAGCAAGCCGUCAACCGCAUGUACGGCUCCUUCAGCCCGGCCAGCCUCUUCCUCAAGGAAUUGCGCACCCAGCAGGGAACUGGUUUUGCCACCAGCCACAAGGCCCCGCACCACUCGCUGCUGCAAUCCAAGAUCUUUGUCGGCGCCGACGGCAGCACCAACAGCGACAGCGGCGACAGCUACCACGAGUGGAUCGCCCGCGUGCGCGUCAGCGAACAGGCCCUCGACGGCGCGUCGGCCGUGGUCUUCUUCCUGGGCGGCCCCGUCCCCGACGACGACCACCAGCAGGCCUGGGCAUCAGCGGCCAACUAUGUCGGGGCCAUGGGCCUGUUCACCGCGGCCCGGUCCAGCGCGUCGCAGGAGACGGACUCCGGCGCAGGCUCAGACAUGUCGCACGACGCCCCCAUGUCGGGAAGCGUGCCGCUGACGGCCGCGCUGGUGGCCAAGGUAGAGACGGGCGAGCUGGCGAGCCUCGCGCCGGCGGACGUGCAGCCGUAUUUGCGGGCGAACUUGAAGAAGGUCGUGCUGAGCCGCAAGGGGGGGAUGGUUGGUGAGCAGUGCCUCCCGGGGAUGGCUAUUCAGGUGGUGAGCUCGGUGGUGGCGGCGCCGUGGAGCGAGGAGGAGUUGCCGCGGUGGGGGGAGGCGACGGUGGGGUUGGAGAUGUGUUGA